This is a messenger RNA of Saimiri boliviensis boliviensis (Bolivian squirrel monkey), 3162 nucleotides long. The record is from RefSeq and is a predicted model, not a curated record. Lineage: Eukaryota; Metazoa; Chordata; Mammalia; Primates; Cebidae.
AUGCAGGCCACUAUAGUAUUGGAGACAGCAUCUGGUAAAGGCUACCACAGUGAUGGAGGCAACUUCCAGAAAGAUAAACCUUCGAAUCUUAAGAAAGAAAAUUUGUCAUUAUCCUCCAAUGGUUGUGAUGAAGUCAAAUUGACUUUUCCUGAUGAUGACUGGGAUUCUUCGACACUAGAGCAAAGUGCUAAUAAUAAAGAAAUUAGCAAUAUUGACAAAAUGGAUUUAUUAGAACCAUUUUUUUCAGUGAGUCAAGAUACUAACAGAGAGAGUACUCACUUUCAGUCGAGUGAACUUGAAGACAGUACUGACUAUGCUCUCUUGAAUGAAACAUAUUCUAUACAUUAUCCAGAGUCAGAACUAAAGAAGGAAAAUCAUACUCUUUUAAGUUCAGAAUUAGAUCCUGAAGUACAGAAAAAAGAGGAGAUGUUUUUUGAUAUUUUGGAAUAUCAAGAUAAGACUGUUGGCUUGGAAAGAAUCUGCAGUAUUUCAAAUACUAAUUAUAAAGAAACUACUGAAGAUACACAAAAGCAUGAUACAGAUGAAGACUCACAGCAGGAAUAUCACAGUGCAGAAGAACAAGAAUACAUAAGUAACCAUUUAUCUUUUGACCAAACAAAAACAUUAGGUAUAUGUAAUCUGGAAGUUGUUGAAUCAGGAAAUUCAGGUUAUGAAGUUAAAUGUGCUAGCAAUGGAGAAGAUAAUCAUGUUAACUUGGGAAGUGGUUCUAUCAUCUCUUUAGAUUCACGUGAUGUUUAUGGACAAGAAAAUUCACCUCAUGUCUCCAAAUUUCAGAAUUCUGUUAUUUUAAGGGAAUAUCAUGACCUAAAGCAUGAAAAGUAUAAGGAACAAGAGACUAGUUCAACGUGCCAUACAGUUUUUGAUGGCAGUGUACUAAGAAGCAAUUUUCCAGGAAACCAGGAAUCUCAACCUAAGAGUGGUUCCUUAAGCCCCCCAAAAGUAUUAAAAAUGAAAAUUUAUACUGAAAAAAUGAAAUCUCAAAUAAAUGAAAGUAAAGAUUUUUGUGGAAAUAAAAUUGUUGAGAACAAAAUAUUACAGCACCUUGAAAAUCCUAGCACAUUACCACAACAUAAAGCUUUAGAGACAUUACGCCAGCCCUGUAAAGAUCGUCAAACUUCCUGGCCCUCUGUUUUUGAUGAUUCAGUAAUUUCUUCCUGUGGAUAUUCACAUUAUAAAAGCCUGCAAAACACCGCUGACUCAGCCUUAGAUUUUUCUGUUACACUACCAAAGACUGCAGUCAGAGAUAAUCAGCCAAAAGAAGAUAAUAGUUCCCUAAAAGUUGCUAAUAGCAGUACCACAAAGAAAAUGUGCUUUCACAAUAUGGAAGGAAUGUGUACUAAAUCAAUGACAGAUGGAGCAAGUUGUACAGUCACAAUUAAUCAGACAGUUGACGUUAGCACUGAUUUUAGGGCUUGUUUCACAACCAGCAGGGCAACAAGUGCAAGACCUUCGGUAGUAUCUACAUCAAGCAACACAGAGGUAACAAUGAUGAAUAAAAAACAACCUGAUGAAUGGCAAAAUGAGAAACACAGAAGUGUGGCUUGUAGUACAGAUUGGUCAUACAGUGAAGAUUGUAUAGAUACACAGAUGGCUAUGGCAAAAGGAUCAGGAAAAUCUCCCUCGGUUGACAGUUUAAAACCUAAUGGAAAUUUUCUAAAUAAGGAUUUCCUGGAAUUAAGAAAAUCAGUUGAUAUCACAGACCUAAAGAAACAUCCUGAGAGGGAAGUUCAACUUUUUAAAGAUACGGAGAAGGAUUUGCCGUCAGUGUGCUGUCAGAAAAUAAUGCAGAGAGCCGUAAAAGCAGAGCUGCAACUUUUAAAUGUUCACUAUCAGAUAUGUCGUCGCCAUUGUUGUGAUAUUUACAAACUUGUAAUGGAAAAUAGGGAAGGAUUAAAUAGGAAUUUAUCAAGUAAUUCUGCUAAGAAGGAAUUGGGAUCCGUACUACUGUCUCUCUUGGGAGACUUAAAAGUUAAAUAUGUAAGUUUGAAAGAAAAAAUACACAAGGGCAUACCACUGGAAGAGCUGCCCCCACUGUCAGUAGAAUCAAAAUUAUUAUCUACCUUCUCUACUUUUGCUUCCAAGCUAAUGAAAAAAGAAACACAUAUCUUUUCAGAAGCAGAUGAUGAACUAGAUAAUCAAAGGGCUCAUGAUGUUGAUGUUUCUUCGAAACUGAAAAAGACUCUCUCUCAAAUGUCUUUAUCAUCUGACAAUAGUCAUGCUACACAAAGCAUAUCACCCAAGAAAGAUGUCUUAAAAAGUGGUGAUAUAAAUGCAGACUUUAGUCAACUGAAACUUGAUGAUAAAGACUGCAGACAUUACCAAGAAAUAAGUGAAGACUGGUUUGAUGCUAAAGAAAACCUGACAGGAGUCGACAUCUCAGGAACCCAAGAAAAUCAAAUUGAACAAGACAGAUGCAAUCUGGACCUUACACUAGAAAUGAAGAAUGUUGAACCCUCACGACGAAAUAAAGGUUAUCUGAUACAUGUUGGUGGCCUCUGCCCUUCAGUAUCUGAGGCUGAUUUAAGGUCUCAUUUCCAAAAAUACCAAGUUUCCGAAAUUUUUAUCUGUGAUUCUUCUAAUUACAGAUAUGCAUCUCUUGCUUUUACAAAGCACAGUGAUGCAAAGAUGGCUGUGAAAGAAAUGAAUGGGAUAGAAAUAAAUGGAAAAUCAGUAAAUGUGCGGCCUGUUAAAACUCCUGGAGAAUAUACGUCACCACUUUCCGCCAAAAAUGGGAAUAGAAUUAGCUCAAAUAAUUUGGAGAAAAGCACCAACAAAGAAAUCCACUCAGCCCUCUCCAUUUCUAGAUUGCCCAGAACUAGGCCACGGCAGCUGGGAUCUGAGCAAGACAGCGAGUGUUUCCUUUCCAACCAGGAGGUUAGUAAGAAUUGUAAGCAAAUUGAAUCUGCUAAAUUAUUGCCUGAUACACCUGUUCAGUUCAUACCUCCAAAUACAUUGAACCUUCGUAGCUUUACCAAGAUUAUGAAGAGAUUGGCUGAACUUCAUCCAGAAGUCAGCAGAGACCACAUUAUAAAUGCGCUUCAGGAAGUGAGAGUAAGACAUAAAGGUUUUCUGAAUGGCUUAUCUCUUAAUACUAUUGUGGAAAUGACUUCAUCUGUUCUGAAAAACUCUGCUCCCAGUUAG